This is a messenger RNA of Carassius gibelio (silver crucian carp), 626 nucleotides long. RefSeq names its product epidermal growth factor receptor pathway substrate 8b (gene eps8b). Gene Ontology annotation, cellular component: vesicle; ruffle membrane; plasma membrane. Lineage: Eukaryota; Metazoa; Chordata; Actinopteri; Cypriniformes; Cyprinidae. Gene Ontology annotation, molecular function: actin binding. Gene Ontology annotation, biological process: Rho protein signal transduction; positive regulation of ruffle assembly; regulation of Rho protein signal transduction. The record is from RefSeq and is a predicted model, not a curated record. Bases 1 to 597 code for a protein of 198 amino acids. The transcript has 4 exons.
AUGGGCUUCAAGAAAGAAGGUCUUGGCACAGGCUGGACACUGGGCUACUGCGGUUAUCAUCAACGCUCUACGACUGGGCGAGGAGGAGGGAGGUCUAACAGCGACCUCCAACAUGUCAGGAUACGCUAUCACUUCGUGGCGCGUAAUGCCAAUGAGCUCUCUGUACAGCCGGGUGAAGUGCUGGAGGUACGGAUGACCCUCAGUGAGGAGGUGGAGGAGGAUGGGGAACAGGGCAGAACAGGUCUGAGGUACACUGUCUUGGAAAACAAUAAACAGUGGCGGCUGCUGAGGAACCGCAGCGGUCAGUCGGGCUACGUGCCGUGUAAUGUGCUGGAAGAGGUCAAACCAGGAGAGCAGCAGUACAACCGUGCUGCUCUCUUCAACAGUCAGGCUGUGAAUCCAUACAAAGUUACCUCCGCUGGCCCUGUAAAUCACGCUGAGGUUGUGGAGAUGAAUAAAUCCUCCAGGGAUAAAGAUAGUACGUACCUCUUAUCUGUUCGCUGUAUUUGCUGUGAUAUGGAGAGUGUGGCGAGUCUGCUGAAAAAAUGCAGAGAAGUGAGAAAUGAAUUUGGUGUGAGAGUGCUCUUAUGUACAUAGAUUGCAGAUUCCCACCAGAACUCAUUGCU